AUGGAAAAUCUCGAUGAUAAACAUGUUGAUAUGUUACAAAGAAAUUUAUCUGCUUAUGAAGUCGAUGGUAUUCAAUGUCAAUUAACAUUUCAAAAAAAGACUAUUACACUUGAUUCAACUGAUAGCAGUUCAUGUUCUCUUGAAUAUGAUAAAAAUAAAGUUUCAUUAUAUUUUCAAAAACAUAUUCGUGAAUUUGAUUAUAUUGAUAUAGCUAUUGUACAUACAAUAAGUGAUAAAUUUGCAUCACCAUUAGAAACACUUAAACAUCGUGAUGUACCUGUUGAUCGUUUACUUCAACAAAAUCAUCAAUAUAUUCGUUCGACUAUUCCAAUUAUUCAACAAUAA
Molecule: messenger RNA, 345 nt
Organism: Rotaria sordida
Lineage: Eukaryota; Metazoa; Rotifera; Eurotatoria; Philodinida; Philodinidae
Source: the annotation of a GenBank genome assembly